Messenger RNA from Trichosporon asahii var. asahii CBS 2479, 1236 nucleotides. RefSeq lists its product as uncharacterized. Lineage: Eukaryota; Fungi; Basidiomycota; Tremellomycetes; Trichosporonales; Trichosporonaceae. The transcript has 4 exons. The coding region runs from base 1 to 1236 and encodes 411 amino acids. The record is from RefSeq and is a predicted model, not a curated record.
AUGCCGUCCACACCUGCGCGCCCGAGUAAGCGCCGACACUCCUUUACCCCCACCCUCUCCCCCGUCGAGCAAUCGCCGCCACCCGCCGAACAAUCACCGCCGCCCCUUAUCCAGCUCUCACCUCCACGCCCAGCCAAAAGGGUAAAAGUGGGGGCGCCUGACGCAAAUGGGGCUGGUGCAUCCUCCAGCCGCGGUGCCGGCACUACGCUCUUCCCAUCGACCUUCGACGUCUGGCCCGCUUCACACGGCCUCCCGCCGCCCGUCAACCUGCUCUUUCAUGCGCCGCUGCUGCCUCUCGACACGACAAUUCCGAACACCCCGUUCGCCUUUUCAGUGGCCAGUAGCAACACGAACUUGUACGGAGGAUCCAAGUGGGCGGAGGAAGACACUCCGCAGGCGUCUCAGGGCUCAUCGUCCACCUCUGACUCGACAGGUGACAUACCUGAGAUCCUGCUCCGUGGUAUGCCCCCUUGGGUGGAGCGCACGAAAGGGCACUUCGAGGCGGUGCUUCGCCAGCAAGCAUCCGGCGCGAGUGCAAGUCCACACCGGCAUAAGCUCACCAGACCGGAGCAGACUUCUGCCGGUGAAGAGCGACCGCCCCACAGAGGCCUGCGCCGCGCCAGCCUCCAACUGAUCCCAACGUCUUCCGCCAGGGAGGGCGAAGCAAACGCCACCGGUCCAGCCAGCUUGAGACGGGCGAGCUCGACGCCAUCUCUGCCGAAGGCCAUCGAGAUGCCGAGGGAGCGUACGUCACACUCCUCCCGUUCGAAGCGUGCUCGAGGGUCUGCAAUGAUUUUGCAGGCCCUAACUGCUCAGCAGGUCGAGAUCUGGACGUCACUUGUAGAAGGAACUAGGCAAGGUCGCAUCGACUCAAAGAACCACUUCAACGAGCUCACAAGUCAUGAGGCGACGAUAGACGCCGUGGCCGCCAAGGUCAAGAAAAGUUCCUUCGAGAUCGGAGCGAUCGUGAUCCCCAUCCCCAAGGCCCUUGUAACGAGCAACUCGAGGUUUGCCGAAGGCCCGGUAAGGUUCCGUCUGCUUGACCCCACGGUGUUGGACAUGUCGAAGUCUACGCUCAAUGUCGAUACACUUGGCAUGGUCAUCACCGACCCCAAAGACGGGGCCCUUCUUGGCGCAUACGGUAAGGCGGCACUCGAGUCCAAUACGUACAAGAAACGAUGGGACAACAUGGUCACCUGGUGCGCUCUGAUCUCAGGCAGGGAUGGAACUCUCUGA